AUGGGACCGACGAUGUUGAAUCUAAAAAUCGAUCCAUUGAUUCAAACAAGUGCCGUCACCGGGCUUGGUAUUCUUUUCGCACAAACUGGUCAUACAAAUGUCGUCAAUAAGUUGCUUAAUGAGAUAGGGAAGUCUCUGCGUGCUGAUGAAGAACCGUCACCAGAACUUCCAGCUUACAAGUUAAGCGCAGGAUUUGCGAUAGGAUUAAUAUGUCUCGGAUUGGGAGAUGAAAUUGCUGCCGCAAGACCACCAUUUGAACAACCACUUCCAUCUAUUCCGGAUCGACUUCGUGCUUUGAUGCUUGGAGGACCAAGGGAUCAAUGCGUGUUUAUACAUCCUCAAAUGAUGACAUGUCCAGAAGCACAAGCGGCCACCACAGCACCGCCGCAAGAGAGUCGUUCAAACCAUGUCAGAGAAGGUUCAAAUGUUAAUAUUCAUAUGACUGCUCAUCCGGCCACGAUUGCCUUAGGAUUGAUGUACAUGCGUACGGGAAAUGAGGCGAUUGCUAAGGAUUUGGCAUUGCCAGCCACAAUUUCGAUGCUUGAAGAGAUUCGCCCAGAUUUGAUUUUUAUUCGUGUAUUGGCGAGAAGUUUAGUACUUUGGGAUCAAAUAGAGCCAACCGUGGUGUGGAUCGAUAAACAAAUCCCCGAUAUUAUCCACGAAUACGCCUACUCUGUGUUGAAAUUCCCAUCAUCUGUCGAAGUCGAUAUAUCGGAGAAGGAACAAGCUUAUUGGGAUGAGGUUGUCGAUAAAGAAACUGUAGCGGAGGUUUACUUGUACGCCAUGAGCGGUGCAUGUUUUGCAAUGGCAUUAAAAUAUAGCGGAGCGAUCGGCGACACUUACGAUAAUGUUUCUGCAAUAUUAGAAGAACGACUACGGUAUCUCAUGCACGAUUUUAACAUCGAAAACAUAGAUUGGCCGGCUAGACAUCUAAUCAGAGCAGCGACUCGAAGCGUGGUGAAUCUUUGCGCUGAUAUGAUGCUGACCAGCAUGGCAAUAUUGAAUGUUGGACGAGGAAAAGUAGAAACUAUAAGAUUUGCUCGAUAUCGUCGAUCACAUGACUAUGAACUCUCGUACUGGUCUCAUUAUUUAUGGAAAUAUCACGAGGAAAUGUCGGUGCAUCGGUCGUUAGCAAUGCUUUUCUUGGGUGAAGGGAGGUACGGUUUCAAGCAUGAUAACCUCUCUAUUGCUUUGCUGGUGAUAUCGAUGUAUCCAAUCGUGGGUCACAACGUGGCGGAUAAUCGACUCUAUCAUCAGCCGCUACGUUUUCUUUGGACACAUGCGGUGGAACCGCGAUUACUCGUCCCGAUGUGCCGAAAGAAGAACAAGCCGAUUCAAUGCGACAUUGAAAUAAAGUUUAAGAGCGCGACACCGCAGGCAUACUAUGACACUGCACCUACAGUUCUACCACCGAUCGAUGACGUGACCUCGAUUGCGUUACGUGGAGCCGGCGUAGAGGAGAUAUACUUUGACUUGACUAAUGAGGAGAGAAAGCGAGAAUUUGUCGAAAUUCUCACCACCGGACAUGGACGAGUGCCAAUAACUGUCACUGAGAGUUGCUUGGAUGAUCACGAACUCGCCCAACAGGAGGACUGGACUUUGAGGCAGAUAUUUGAUCAUCGAGUCGAUCGUCCCAGUUGUAAAGUCACGAAAUUGGCGAAGGAAUUGGAGCGAAUGAGGAUGCCAAGUCAUCCUGGAGGUUCGGCCGAUUUAAGAUGGCGAUCGAUCGAUAGUGCACCAGCUGUACGACAAUAUCUGAAAACACUCCAUAUGGAGAUCAACCACUCGUCACCGUGCCUGUCCUCGUUCGUUGCAAACGACAUGAAAUUGGCGUCAUGUGUGGCUGAAUACGCUGGUAACAUGUCGUUAGCGAAUCGGCUGGACAUUGAAGCUCAACGGCUGGAACGAGAAGCAGAAGCAUCGCUUGCUAGUUUCCCAACACCGGUCGUUGAGGAAGAACCACAAGUUGCCGUCGCAGCUGAACCGAUUGCUCAUGCUCAUGUCGCACCAGUGGUGGCAUCAGUGCCUGCGGUAGCACCGGCACCGUACUAUCCUUCACCGGUUCUUCCCUAUGCGGUGCACACUCAUUACUACCACCCACGCACUGAACUUCAUAACGUUGUGAAAUCCUAUGCUAAAGAGAGCGGUCACGCUUCUGCAACAUCUGUGGUUUCCGAGAACGGACAUCUUCCUGGCGGUUUAGGACUUCAUCCCACCGAACACCACCUCUCCGACGCUCUUGCGCUACCGUUCCGUGCCCGUCUUCAUCGUCAAAAACACGCUAAAAAAUCGCGUAAAUCGUUUGAUAAGAAGUCGAAGAACUGA
Messenger RNA from Necator americanus (New World hookworm), 2325 nucleotides. RefSeq lists its product as uncharacterized. Gene Ontology annotation, biological process: anaphase-promoting complex-dependent catabolic process; protein K11-linked ubiquitination; metaphase/anaphase transition of mitotic cell cycle. The record is from RefSeq and is a predicted model, not a curated record. NCBI's taxonomy places the organism in Eukaryota, Metazoa, Nematoda, Chromadorea, Rhabditida, Ancylostomatidae. The transcript has 20 exons. Bases 1 to 2325 code for a protein of 774 amino acids. Gene Ontology annotation, cellular component: anaphase-promoting complex. Gene Ontology annotation, molecular function: molecular adaptor activity.